Molecule: messenger RNA, 1066 nt
Organism: Aspergillus nidulans FGSC A4
Lineage: Eukaryota; Fungi; Ascomycota; Eurotiomycetes; Eurotiales; Aspergillaceae
Product: general transcription factor IIH subunit TFB6 family
Exons: 2
Coding region: 143-982 (279 amino acids)
Source: RefSeq, a predicted model, not a curated record
UUACACCCCGCCGCGGGAAUUCAUUUCCAGAUCGUAUCGCGGUAGCAGUCGCACUUCUCAAAAAUAUAACACUCUGCGGAGCACCUGUCUCAGGAAAUAAUCCAGCCUCAACCUCGAUCCCGACCUUAAUGCAAUUCCAACCAUGACCACAACCAACGGCGUAAGCCCCGCCGGCGGCGGUUUUAUGCAAUCGUCAGCUCUAUCUCCAGCCCCCUCAGCGUCAACCGUUACGCCGUCGGUCCUUCCAAAACAAAGAACGCAUCCAAUUCGGCCGGGAUCUAUAAAAGAAGCUACGGUAAUCAACUAUGUUGACAAGACGAUACUGGCGAUUAAUCGGCGGCACGCGAAGAAGUUCAGUAGUGUUUUGGAACAGCAACCGACACAACUGAAUGGUAUCGACACAAAUACUAAGUCUGCCUCGAAUAGGGAGAGAGAGGUAGGAGGAGAGAAAGAACGCGGGUACGAGAGUUUCAAGGAAGUCGUGAAGGAUAUUGAGAGCGUUGUGGAUGUGCUCUGGGUUAGUGGGACUCAUUAUCCCUUCUCUAAAAAAGCGACCUUCCGUCUGCUCCGCAAACUAGACUCGUUCUUUGCGUCGCUAAUACUAGGUGAAGACGCCGAGACGGGCCAGCUGCUUUCAGGGUUCGAAGGUAGGCGAAAUGUCGUUUCGAUGACGGAGAAGGUGAGAAUCAAGAGUAUUGCCGAAACAGCGAGGGUGCUUGUUGUUGAGAAGGGGGAUAGUAGUGAUCCGGGUGCAGGUGGAAAUGAUGACUCUGAGGAUAUUGACGAUGUCGAGGACGAGGACGAGGUAGAUUUGGACUUUGGAUUGGAAGCGGACAGGCCAGAGAAGUGGGAGAUGGAGACAGCGAGAGUUUAUGAGAAGACAAUCCAGUUGUUGGGUGAUGAAUUGGGUACAGAGGUCGAGUUUUGUGACGAGGAUAUGGCGCGUGGUGAAGAAGAGAAUAGCAUGUCUGCGAGUCCAUGAUUCAGUGUUUUCAUGGGCGAGAAUAUAUAAGUCACUCUAUACUUGGGGUAAAGACAACAAUCUAACAGGAUAAGUUGUUAUGCG